Microcebus murinus (gray mouse lemur) is the source of this 1313-nucleotide messenger RNA. The record is from RefSeq and is a predicted model, not a curated record. Lineage: Eukaryota; Metazoa; Chordata; Mammalia; Primates; Cheirogaleidae.
AGUGACUAAGUUAAGGAUCUUGAGAUGGAGGCGACCUUACCCGGGGUUCUCUGGGUGUGCCCAAGGAAUUUGGAUUCUGAGAUGACAGUCUACCAUUUUCCUCCUUUGAUGUCAAAGCAAUACAAGUCUCUCUCCUCCUCAAUAACUCGUCCUUCUUCUUCUGAUGUGGCCUCCUGGGCAAGUGCUGACCCUCUCUCCCAGCUGCCUGCCCCCCGACACCCGAGGAUGCGCCUCCACAACGCCGAGCAGGUGCUGAGCUGGCAGCCCGUGGUCCUGAACGGCAGCGCGCGGCCGGUGCUCUACCGGGUGCAGUUUAGAUACACUGCUAGUAAUUGGUCGGAGGUCACCCCCGAGUCCACAGGGGUGAACUGUACACAGAUCACAGCGACAGAGUGCGACUUCACCGCGCCUGGCCUCUCCAAGGGCUUCCGGAUGGAUUUCAAUGUCGCUCUGAGACUUCGAGCUGAGCUGGGAGACCUGCAUUCUGCCUGGGUGACAAUGCCUUGGUUUCAACACUAUUUGAACGUUACUGUUGGGCCUCCAAAAAACAUUCGGUUGACCCCAGGAGGUGGCUCCCUCAUCAUCAGUUUCUCCCCUCCCUUUGAUGUCGACAGCGCCGACGCCUCUUUUUGCUACUACGUCCACUACUGGGAAAAAGCAGGAACCCAACAGGUGAAAGGCCCUUUUAAGAGCAACCUCAUUUUGUUGAAUGAUUUAAAACCCUUCAGAGUAUACUGCUUACGAGUCGAGGCACGACUGCUUUGGAAAGAAAACAUCAGGAGACGUGGGCAAUUCAGCAACAUAUCUUGCUACGAAACAACAGCAGAUGACUCCACCAAGCUGCAGCAAAUCAUCCUGAUCUCUGUGGGAACCUUUUCGUUGCUGUUGGUGCUGGCAGGUGCCUGCUUCUUCCUGGUCCUGAAAUACGGAGGCCUGAUUAAAUAUUGGUUCCACGCUCCACCCAGCAUCCCGGCGCAGAUAGAAGAGUAUUUAAAGGACCCGGCUGAGCCCAUCUUAGAGGCGCUGGACAAGAACAGCUCACCAAAGGACGACGCCUGGGACUCCGUAUCCAUCAUUUCAGUUCCAGGGAAGGAGCGAGAAGAUGUUCUCUAGACACUUUGAACCAAAGCACGGGUCCAGCCUGCCCGCUCCUGGGAAGAGGAUGUCGAGCGAGGGAAGCUGCUGCUGUUCCUUCUGGACGGUUCACACACCCGGCACUCCACGGUCCUGCCUCAAACACGUCUGUCAGAGCCUCCCGAGAGACGGCAGGUCUCAUGGGGAAGACAAGCUUGUUUUGUUUUUUUUUUCUUUAA